AUGGCUAGUAACAGCGUUUACAUAGUUGUGUGUGUUUAUUCUAAUUGUCGUAUGAGAAAUGGCGACAACGGGGUGACAUUUGAGUGUGAGAAUCCGAUAUUGUUGCGCACUCAGCGUCUAAGUACGUUGUCGGACUUGAAGAGUUUGAUAUUGAGCAACCUUGGUGGUACAGAAGCGAGGGAGGUCGGAAGGGUGGGGUAUAGGUUGCUAGCACCUAUGGGUAAUGGAGUUUUCCGGUUUCGACUAUUUCAGCUUCUAGGGGACGAGCAUGUUCGACUCAUGUUCGACAUCCAUGGGAGAAUCAUGGCGGAACAGGUGAUGGAGCUUUCUGCCGAGGACAACCGACCUCUUGCACCACCACCGAUUCAUCUCGCCAUUCCAGUUGACGAGGCGGAGGAGGGCGACGAGGAGUCGGAUGAAGAAUACGUGGCAAAUAGUGUCAAUAGUGAUUCUUCCAAAGGGGGCAAUGAGGAGGAGUUUGUACCCGAGACACCCGCCCAGACUAUGGCGCGCCAUGUCUUGCCUCCACCUCACCCAAUUCCGGUGCUAUUGACAGAGCCAAGUCACUAUUAUAGUAUGGAUCUAGAUGCCAUGCAUGAGAGGACUCUGUUUUCUAACAUGGGAGAAGAAGAUUACAACCUGGACGGUGGGGUAGAGUUUCAGGUCGGCCAUGUGUUCAAAUGCCGAGAUGCAGUGCUACAGGGUAUGAAGAACUACAGUAUUCGAAGGAGUGCUGAGUACCGGGUGAUCAAAUCGGACCGAUUAAAGUAUCAUGUGCAGUGCCGUCAAGCUAUGAAUGGGUGUCAAUGGAGCCUCCGUGUAGCCCUUCGACAGAACCUCAGAUACUGGUAA
Messenger RNA from Arachis stenosperma, 852 nucleotides. RefSeq lists its product as uncharacterized. The transcript has 2 exons. Bases 1 to 852 code for a protein of 283 amino acids. The record is from RefSeq and is a predicted model, not a curated record. NCBI's taxonomy places the organism in Eukaryota, Viridiplantae, Streptophyta, Magnoliopsida, Fabales, Fabaceae.